AUGACUGGAAAUAAUAAUAAUGAAGAAAUAGAUUUAUUUGGUCAACUUUUAAAAUGUCCAAUAUGUUAUGACUUUUUUAAUACUGCAAUGAUGAUACCAAAAUGUUCGCAUAAUUAUUGUUCAUUUUGUAUUAGACAAUCUUUAUCAUUUAAAGAGUUUUGUCCAUCAUGUAGGAUAUCUUGUAAUGCUACCCAAUUAGUUAAUAAUAGACAAUUAGAUUUAAUAGUUCAAAAUUAUAAAUCAUUAAUAAAAGAGAUUUCAAAACAAAAACAAUCUUUACAAAAUCAACAAAAUCAAAUACAAGAUCAAAUACUAUUACAUUUAAAAUUAGAAAAUCAAUUUAAUCAACAACAACAACAACAACAACAACAACAACAACAACAACAACAACAACAACAACAACAACAACAACAACAACAACAGCAGGAGCAAAAACUACAACAGCAGGAGCAAAAACUACAUGAGCAAGAAAUAAUACCAUGUGGUAGCAAUAAUAAUAAUAAUAAUAAUAAUAAUAAUAAUAAUAAUAAUAAUAAUAAUAAUAAUAGUAAUGCCAAGAAUAAGACACCAACUAGAAAGAGGUCAUCAAUAUCAAAUGAACCAAUAUCACCACCACCACCAUCACCUUCAAAUACAAGUAAAACAACCAGUGUAAAUAGUUCUCAAAAUUCAAUAACCACCACAACUACAACUACAACGACAACAAUGACAUCACCAAAUAAGAGAUCAAAAACCACACCUCCUUCGACACCAAUAGCUAUAGUUACAAGAUCUCGGAGUAGGAAUAGUAAUAAUAAUAAUAAUAAUAAUAAUAAUAAUAAUAAUAAUAAUAAUAAUAAUAAUAAUAAUAAUAAUAAUAAUAAUAAUAAUAAUAAUAAUAAUAAUAAUAAUAAUAAUAAUAAUAAUAAUAAUAAUAAUAAUAAUAAUAAUAAUAAUAAUAAUAAUAAUAAUAAUAAUAAUAAUAAUAAUAACAAUACCAACGCCAGUAAUAUUGAAAUACAAAAUACUUUUAAUAUAACAUCUAGUUACAGUGAAAACGAUAUUACACCAACAUCAACACAAUCACCUCCAAAAUCAUCAUCUUUUUCAUCUACUAAAUCACCUUCAAAAGAACAAAAAGUUGUAUCAAAUGCUAAACUAAUAAUAGAUGUUGAUGAAUUUAAUGAUAAUAAUAAUAUUAUUUUAGAUAAAAAAGAUGUUGAAAAAUUAGAAAUUAACAAUAAUAAUAAUAAUAAUAAUAACAAUAACGAUAAUAAUAAUUUAGAUACAAAAGAGGAGGAAUUAAAAGAAAAUAAUAACAAUAAUAAUAACAAUAAUAAUAAUAAUAAUAAUAAAGAGAAUAAAGAAGAGGAAAAAAUUGAAUGUCCAAUUUGUAAUAUUUUUAUAGUAUCAAAGUAUAUAGAAAUUCAUGCAAAUGAAUGUUUAGCAAAAGGUGAAAAAGAGGAGAAAAUAUUUAAAAUGAAUCAUAGUAAUAAUAAUAAUAAUAAUAAUAAUAAUGGUAAUACAACCAAUAAAUCAUAUUUACCAAAAAUGGCAUAUUCAUUAAUGAAUUCAAAACAAUUAAAAGAUUCAUUAACAAAACUUGGUUUAAAAACAAAUGGUGAUAGAACAGCUUUAAUUAAAAGACAUAAAGAGUAUAUAACUAGAUAUAAUUCAGAGGUUGAUAGUUUAUCUCCAAAACCAAUAUUCGAUAUAACUUCUGAACUUUAUCAACUCGAAAAAGAGAGAGAAAAAGAAAAACAAAAAGAAAAAUCUUCGCAAUAUGUUGGUAUAACUGAUUCAAUUGAUAGAGAAAAACAUUUUGAAAUUUUAAAAAAUGAAAUUUUAAAUAGGAAUAAUAAUAAUAAUAAAAAAAAUAAUAAUAAUAAUAAUAAAUCAUUUCAACCCACUACCACAACUUCUUCCACUACUACCACAAUCACAAAUUCACACUCAACCACCACUACUAGUAAUGAUAAUAUUGAAAAUAAAUCACCAGAGGAAGAUGAAGAUUUUUAUUCAUUGUAA
Molecule: messenger RNA, 2007 nt
Organism: Dictyostelium discoideum AX4
Lineage: Eukaryota; Evosea; Eumycetozoa; Dictyosteliales; Dictyosteliaceae
Gene: rad18
Product: SAP DNA-binding domain-containing protein
Exons: 2
Coding region: 1-2007 (668 amino acids)
Biological process (GO): DNA damage tolerance; DNA damage response; protein monoubiquitination
Molecular function (GO): ubiquitin protein ligase activity; single-stranded DNA binding
Source: RefSeq, a predicted model, not a curated record